ACAGGUUUGAAUAACUUUCGGAACGUAAAUAUAAAGAAUAAUUAUGCGACUGUGGUGCUUUUCGUUUGUGGCGACACCAAUGCGUAUGUGCCAGACUAUGAUGUAUCUGUGAUGGUGUACCAGUCGCCAUAAAACUCAUAAAAAUUGCUCGAAGUACUCGAUGAGCUUCGGGUUUUUUGCAGACAUUGUUCCGAAUGACCUUUUUACGAAUAUCAUAGGACUGAACCAACAGUUUUUUUAUAUAUCCAGGAUGAAAUAUGUACCAAUAACUUAGGAAUAUCUUGUACGAAAUUCUUAGUUGGAUAACAUUAAAAUGGUAUUCCAAAUUUCUUUUGCUUCUUGCGAAGCCUGCCUCACGUAACAAAUGACAAAUGGAUAAAACUAAAUUUUAUAUUUGCUUCUCCUUCCAUUAUAUGAUCAGACGAUCAGGAUAAGUAUCGUUUGUCUAUAUUGGAGUGCCAAUUACCACCAAAAUGAACAUUAAUUCAAUAGGCAUCACUGAUCUCUUUAACUUAUUGGAAUCUAAUAAACUUGGAGAGGUAGAAGAAAUAAAAAAAGUAUUCCAUGAAUUCUUUUUAUGUACAAAAGACAAUUGGUUGGUGAAUGGUCUUUUUGAUUAUUAUCUAUCUACAAAUUCUUUGAGAGCUGUUGAGGUGUUAGCUGGUGUUCGUGAUCCACAUGACAAACAUCUUUUAGAUCGCUUAUCAGAAGCUCUCUCUAAAUCAGGAAGCAACAGCCAAAGAAUUCAAACCCUUACAUUGUUAGGUCAUAUUGCUCGGCGUCAACCUACUUGGUUAUACAAGCUUACCAGUCAUACUUUGUUUCGGGAUUUACUCAAGUUACUUAAGAUGGAAGCAGAUACAUUAUCUCUAAUGAGUUCACUUCUCCUCUUGGUGAUGUUAUUACCAAUGUUACCUGCUGCUUUAGGGCCAUAUCUUCCAGAAAUUUUCGAAGUGUUUGGUCGAUUGGCUUCUUACUAUCAUCAUCAGUCGUCGUCCGUAUUUUCAUCUCCUAUGCAUUUUACUUCUACAUCUGUAACAGGGGUUAUUGAUAAAAAUCAUUUAUACUUAUUACAUUUGCAAGUAGGGCUGUACAGUUUAUUUCACAGAUUAUAUGCUCUGUAUCCUUGCAACUUUAUUUCAUAUUUAAAGCAGCUAUAUAUUCAACGAGAUCAAUUAGCUACUUUUACUCAUACCAUUCGACCGAUGUUGGACUCGGUACGGAUGCACCCUUUACUUGUUACUGCAUCAAAAGACACGGAAAUUUCUGCUACUAGGUGGAAGAAAAUGGAACAUCAUGAUGUUAUGGCAGAAUGUGGUCGUUUUACGUUAGAUAAAUGUCGAGAAGAAAUAUUUAAUAACACUAAUUCACGUUCUACACCACCUUUAGACUAUUCUUCUGUGUGUAUUCCAAUAAGUGCCAGUGGAGGAAUAGCACCAUCAGAAGCGAUCAAUGGUGAAGAUGAAACUUUUUGGUCACCCAGUAUGACUGUCCCACCGCAGAGUCCUCAGUUUCCAGCUACAACUCAUGAACAACGAUCUGCCCCGUCAACACCCAAUAAUAGAAGCGGUACUUCUCCUCCAGAAGCUGCGGUUGAAGCCACUCCCGAAACAACUCCUGUUAAAGAUUUACGGAAAUUGUCAACGAGACAAAUACCGAUGGGAUCUGCUGCUGUUCGUGCUCUUACUGCAUUUGGUAAUGGUACAGUAGGACCAAGUUCACGACCAUCUACCCCGGUUCCUGUAAAUCCACCUGUAUCUGGUUCCGUGGUCGGAGGUGGAGAUGGAAACAAUGCACAUGGAUUUCUUUCGCACAAGAUAAGCAAGAUAAUGUCAGAUAGACAAAUUGUUACUCAGCCAAAGUCAUCUGUCAAUGUCGAUGAAGAUGGAAGAUUUUCUGAAACGGAUACGAAUCAGAACGGAAAGAACGAUUCAUGGCAAGAAGAUCAAGAGGUUUUAGAAAUCGUAAGCUCUCAAGCUGCUGGAAAAUUCGAAAGUUCGAAACAUAUUGAACGGCCAGAACAACACAAUGAAAAGUUGCAAAAUGCUUUCACAGAUUUAUCUCAAAGGGUUUAUCAGUUGCGCUUGUAUUCUCAAAGUCAGACUUCAGAACACUUUUCAAAUUCUAAUUCUUUUCAUAAGAUUCGAAAAAGUGAAUCUUGUCCCGAUAUCGAAAUUCAAAAUCAAAUUGGUCAUAGUAAAGCAAAUGAAGGAAAACUAAUAAUAGGGGCGAAAAUAAAUGAAGAAAAACGAAUAAUAGGGACGAAAAAAUUGGAAGAGGCUGGAACUCAAACAUUUGAUUUGCUUCCAUACGAAUAUCUGUUACUCGGUAUCUUAGAUCAAAAAACGCGAAUGAACGUGCAGAAUAAUGUCCAGAAAGAUACUAAAAGUAGAUUAUCGCCAACUACGAUGCUAGAUCAAUAUGUCGAAGCUUGCACGCGUAUUAAUAACUUUUCUGGCGAUAAAACGAGGGCUAGUACAGCGAAGAAACAAAGGAAAGAAAACGAUGGAGAUUGCGAGGCGGGGGAAGAUGAUACUUUAGACAUCGAAUGUGCAACUCAGUUGUUGCAACUUAUGCAAAUGCAAUUGCAAUUUGAGCGGCAGCGUAGAGAGGUUCACGCUGAACGUAAUCGAAGACUUCUCGGUAAACUGAGGGAUUCGCGCGCGUUAGAAGAACAUAAUUAUGCUUUGACUGAUCGUUUGAAAAUAAUGGAAAAAGAAGUAGAGGGGUUAAAGGCUGAAUUAGAACGUAACAAGAAAGAAGCUUGUCAAAUUGAGAAUCAAUAUAAAGAGGCAGUACAUCAUUGGAAAAUUAAGUGCGUAGAAGAACAACGACAGAAUCAGACACUGAAAAAUCGUUUAGAAUCUGUUGAACUUGAACUAAAAGACGAACAAAAGAAAGUAACAGAUUGUGAACAACGACUUCGUUCUACAGAGGCUUCUCUGUUUGAUGCAGGGCAUCAAUUAAGGGUAGCUUUAAAGGCUGCAGAUCGUAGUAAAGAAUUAGAACGUACCCUUGAUACUGUACAGAAGAAGUUCCUUCUACUUGGAGAGGCACAAUUAAAAUUAAAAGAGAGCACAGAUGGUCUUUCACCCAUGACCAAGCAAGAAGCAACGCAGAUACAGAAAUCGUAUGCGGAAGAAUUGACUAAUUUGCGGCGGCAACUGGAAUCACGAACAUCUCUCAUAGAAGCCUUGAAAGUACGCCUCAGUGAACUAGAAAGUAAAGAGGCGCGAAAAGAAGCGCAACUCGUAGAAUUGCAGAGGCUUUUACAAGAAACAAAAGAUCAGCAUGAGGCGGAAUUAGAAGCUGUCGAAUCAAAGUAUAAAGCGCAAGUCGAAAUCAAUCUUCUUCUUGAAGGGCGUAUACUUGAACUUCAUGGUACUCUAGAAACAGCGACUUGCAGUACCACCACCAUAAACAAUUUAGCAUCCUCGGCGUCACCUAAGGAAAGAUCCCCACCAUUGUCAGCUAGUUUAGCUUCAUCGAGCGAAGGAAGCCUUGCCUUUAUUCAUUCAAGUACUGGAAUUAUAAUGAAUGACUGCUGUGAUACCGCAGGUGAAAUUUCUAAUCUUCAAGCUAUCGUCGAACCUGCGCCAAGUCAAGCAACUUCGCCAUCUCGUCAGAAUCAACAGAGACGAAAUCUUAAACAAGAAUAACGCUACGCAAAAAUGACCACCGAGUCUUUUCGCAUGCAGCUAUCCUGUUUUGCACGCGUGCAACUGUUACCUAUUGCCGUGGUAUUAAAUCCGAAGAAAGUUAUUUGUAGCUUUUUAUCAACAUAUUAUGCAGAAAUCAUAAAAAAAUAUUAUUAUCGCGUGAUUUCAAUAAAUAAUUGAAAAUAUACUGGUAAUUAAUAAAAUUACUAGCAUGAUAUGAUUUCAAUCUUAAGAAAUGAAUUCACAAUGAAUAAAUGGUUGAGAUAU
Megachile rotundata (alfalfa leafcutting bee) is the source of this 3926-nucleotide messenger RNA. RefSeq names its product tuberous sclerosis 1 protein hamartin (gene Tsc1). Gene Ontology annotation, biological process: regulation of cell cycle; negative regulation of cell population proliferation; negative regulation of TOR signaling. Lineage: Eukaryota; Metazoa; Arthropoda; Insecta; Hymenoptera; Megachilidae. The record is from RefSeq and is a predicted model, not a curated record. Gene Ontology annotation, cellular component: TSC1-TSC2 complex.